Messenger RNA from Tigriopus californicus, 1037 nucleotides. Its product is annotated as mitochondrial 2-oxodicarboxylate carrier-like. NCBI's taxonomy places the organism in Eukaryota, Metazoa, Arthropoda, Copepoda, Harpacticoida, Harpacticidae. The coding region runs from base 85 to 1002 and encodes 305 amino acids. Gene Ontology annotation, biological process: transmembrane transport. The record is from RefSeq and is a predicted model, not a curated record. The transcript is spliced from 4 exons.
AGAGGACACCACUUCACCAUUCAGCAGAAACACCACCUUGAGUGAACACAACUUGAUUCCCUGGGGAACCACAAUCCCAAAACGAUGCCAAAAAUUUUGACCAAGGACAAUGGACUACAAAUGAUCUCUGGUGGUUGUGCAGGAUGUGUGGAAGUGGCAAUUAUGCAUCCGUUAGAUCUCAUCAAAACCCGCCUCCAGAUUCAAUCCAAUGCCUCUCGCGGGAGUGCGAAUCACUACAAUGGCGUUGGGGAUUGUAUGGUUAAAAUGUAUCGCCAAGAGGGCCUCAAAUCAUAUUGGAAGGGUAUCAUUCCGCCCUUAUGCGUGGAAACGCCCAAACGCGCCUGGAAGUUUGGAACUUACGAGAUUUUUAAAACUCAAAUGGGAUAUCGACGGGAUGGAUCCAUGACCUUCGGGCAAAUGGCCACAGUAAAUCUAAUGGCGGGUAUGGGAUCUGGGGUCACCGAGGCCAUUAUUGUCAACCCUUUUGAAGUUGUUAAAGUGAAGAUGCAAUCAAAUCGCUCACACCAAUCUGCACGUCCCACCACAUGGUCUGUGGCGCGGGAGAUUAUCCGUGAGGACGGAAUGGGUCGCAACGGUCUUUUGGGUAAAGGUCUCACCGCAACCAUUGGACGAAACGGCGCGUUCAAUACCAUCUAUUUCGGGUUCUUUUACACCGUGGUCCAUAACACCGAAACAUUGGAGAAUAAGUGGCUCGAAUUAGCGAGAAAGUUUGCCUUAGGUUUUAUCUCUGGUACCAUGGCCUCAAUUUUCAACAUUCCGUUCGAUGUGGCUAAGAGCCGCAUUCAAGGCCCACAGCCUGAACCAGGGAAAAUAGCUUACAGGGGCACUUUCCGGACCAUUGGUAUGGUAUAUUCGAAAGAGGGGUUUGCUGCUCUGUACAAAGGGUUAGUGCCUAAAAUCAUGCGAUUGGGGCCAGGAGGAGCCAUCAUGCUAAUAGUGAAAGAUUAUGUGUUUGACCACUUAAAAGUGAGAUUUCCUUAAUAUGAGGAAUAAAAAGCUUCGUAAUUAUUUAUAAA